AUGGUUCGCUCUGCCCUCCGCUACUGCUCCUCUCUGCGCAACAUCAACCCUCUCCGCACAACGUCGACGCUCACGCACACUCUGCGAUCCGUUCCCUUUAUAAAGCAAGACCCACUUCGAGCCAAACAUACAGCCAUCGACCCGCUCCACCCGUUCGAUCCGACCCGCGUUCCCAAGUACGAUCCCUCCUCAUCCGUCGUCGCCAUGAAGUCGUACUCGAAGUACUUUCCCUCCGAAUCGGAUGCCCUGGUCAAGCUUGAUUUUGACGGCGAGAAGCGCAUCUGGGUGCUGACGAUGUUGGGCAAAGAGACGCCGGACAACCGAGUGACGCACAAGCUGAUCGGUUCGGCGCUGUUGCCCGCCCUGGAGCACGUCGAGGACGCCUGGAGUGACAUGCUCGGCUCUGGCGAAUCGUCUGAAGGAGCCGCACUCAUUUCCACCGGAGGCACAGACGCUUCGGCGAAAAUCUACUCGAACGGCCUCGACUUUGAAAAAGCCACGGCAGACCCGCACUUUUUCGACACUCACCUCAAUGCGCUCUACGAGAAGCUGCUCACGUUCCCCAUUCCCACCAUCGCCGCCAUCAACGGACACGCAUUCGCCGCCGGUUUCGGACUCGCCUGUUCGCACGACUACCGCGUCAUGAACGCCAAGCGCGGGUACCUGUGCAUGAACGAGAUCGACUUCGGCGCACCCUUGCCGUUCGGCCUGCAGAAGGCGCUCGCCAGCAAGAUCUCCGACCAAAAGACCAUGCGCAAGAUCGUUCUCGAGGGGCAUAGGUUCAGUGCAAAGGAGGCAUACGACGCUGGAAUCGUAGAUGUGCUCGCCGAAUCGCCUCAAGACACGCUGGAUAAAGCGGUGGAGUUGGCAGGACGCUUCAAGAUCAAGGCAAAGAUGAACGCAUAUGGCAGCAAUAAGCAGGUCAUCUACGCAGACGCCAUCAAGGUGAUGAGGACGAGCAACGACGAUGCCAAUGAGCAGCUGUUUACGCCUCGUGCCAAGUAUUGA
Molecule: messenger RNA, 1008 nt
Organism: Sporisorium graminicola
Lineage: Eukaryota; Fungi; Basidiomycota; Ustilaginomycetes; Ustilaginales; Ustilaginaceae
Exons: 1
Coding region: 1-1008 (335 amino acids)
Biological process (GO): fatty acid beta-oxidation
Cellular component (GO): peroxisome
Molecular function (GO): enoyl-CoA hydratase activity; delta(3)-delta(2)-enoyl-CoA isomerase activity
Source: RefSeq, a predicted model, not a curated record